AUGCUACCCUCGAGGAAGGGGGGUGAUGGGGAUUAUCAGGCUGCUUCAGGUUUAGACAACGGGCAGAUGAAGGGGCGGCUUCGCAAUAAAGGGCCGUGUUCUCCCCGCGAGGCCCCGGCGUUCUGGUGUGCGGAGAGGGAAAAAAACUCGCGCAGCCCAACAUGGGGGGUUGUGAAUUGUGAUUGCUGGGUUCGACUGCCGUGUCUCUUUGCCCGCACAGAAUUUGGGAAAAUAGCCGGGAAGGCGCCCGCCGCUGCUGGACCGAGGCGCAAAACCCAGCUGCCUGACUACGUACCAAGCAGGGCCGUUUCGCAGGGCCAGGUGGUUUACGCGCAGUGCAUCGAGUGCAUCUUUCUGGCAAUGGCCCGCCCCGGAUUGUUGGAGAAGGCCACCCCGACGAGCAACGAACACCCCCUUUCCCCCCUGGGCUCUCUGGCCUAUCCGUCAGGGUGCCCUAAUCCUUUGCGGGAUUCGCUUCCGGAAGAAAGGGCAGUCCAUCCGGCGGUGCGGAGCGUCGAGGGCGCGGCGAGCCAGGGGGGGUCGCCCAACACCUCUCUGCUGGGCUGCUUCUGUUCGGCAACCUGUCAGAUCUUUUCCGUCGCCGGGGCAACACGCACUGUGACAUUUCCCAUUCCAGCUUCAGCUUCGAUCGAGGCACCGACGAGCUGGGCCACGAGCUGGGCCACGAGCUGGGCCACGAGCUGGGCUGGGUCUGCGCAUCUCGCCGCCAACCCCCUGGCGAAAUCGAAUCCGCCGGGCCGGAGACACUCUACGAUGCACCCCCCGAGCGGGAACGUGGGCAUCGUGGGAAGCGCGGAUGGUGCUCUUAUCUCGUUGGCUGCGUGUCGAUGCUGCCAAAUUUGGAAGCUGCAGACAGGCUAA
Messenger RNA from Chaetomium globosum CBS 148.51, 882 nucleotides. RefSeq lists its product as uncharacterized. The record is from RefSeq and is a predicted model, not a curated record. Bases 1 to 882 code for a protein of 293 amino acids. NCBI's taxonomy places the organism in Eukaryota, Fungi, Ascomycota, Sordariomycetes, Sordariales, Chaetomiaceae. The transcript is spliced from 3 exons.